Molecule: messenger RNA, 1442 nt
Organism: Dermochelys coriacea (leatherback sea turtle)
Lineage: Eukaryota; Metazoa; Chordata; Testudines; Dermochelyidae
Gene: PARVG
Product: parvin gamma
Exons: 13
Coding region: 280-1248 (322 amino acids)
Biological process (GO): cell projection assembly; actin cytoskeleton organization; substrate adhesion-dependent cell spreading
Cellular component (GO): actin cytoskeleton; focal adhesion; cytoplasm
Molecular function (GO): actin binding
Source: RefSeq, a predicted model, not a curated record
AAAAUGAGGAAGUAAGGGACUGUUCUAAACUGAGUGCAAAGAACUAGUCUUUCUUUUUGUUUGUUGCCUACUUUUCUCAUCGUGGUAUUCUAAUGGCAGCAGUAUAAAAUUAGGUUGAAUCCUGACACAUGUAGUUUUUAUUUUUUCAGACUAGAAAGCCUUUUCUUUGGUACUAAUUUUGAGCUUAUUUGGAAUACCACUUUUGGCUUUUUCCAACAGGAAAUAAAUCAAUUCAAACUUCUUGGUGUCCUCAUCUGCAAAAGAGCAAAAAAUAGUACAAUGGAACCAGACUUUCUCACUGCUUUUGCACAGCCCAGCGCACUUCAUCAUUUGCCACCUAAGAAUGACGUUGUUCAAGGAGAAAAGAAGAAAUUCAUAAAUCCUACAUCCUGCAAUAAUGCUAAAUUGAAAGAACUACAAAUGCUCUUGAUAGAUUGGAUUAACACAACCCUGAAAGAGGAACACAUCAUAAUAAAAAGCCUGGAAGAAGACCUGUUUGAUGGGCUGAUACUUCAUCAUCUCUUGGAAAAACUAGGAUCUCUCAGGCUGGAUGUUGAGAAGAUAGCACUGACGGGAAAAAAACAGAAAUGUAAACUUGCUGUUGUUCUGGAAGCUGUGGGCCAGUGUUUACAACUAGAAGAGAGCCAGCUGAAAUGGAGUGUUGAUUCUAUCUUCCAGAAGGACUUACUGAGCACAUUAUAUCUUCUAAUUGCAAUAGCAAAGCACUUCCAACCUGAUCUGCCUAUCCCUUCAAAUAUUAGUGUGGAAGUAAUAAUCACUGAGCGUACCUUAACAGGAUUAAGGACAGAAAAUGCUGUGGAAUAUAUCACGGAGAAUAGAGAGAAUUUAGAAGGCCAGUCAAAAGCUGAUGCCUUUGAUGAAUUAUUCGCACAUGCACCGGACAAACUGGAUGCUGUGAAACAGGUGCUUUUGCAAUUUGUCAACAAGCAUGUUGGAAAAUUAGGAUUAAAUGUGGAUGAUGCUGAUUCUCAGUUUGCAGAUGGAGUUAUCUUGCUUUUGUUAAUUGGACAACUUGGGGGGUAUUUCCUGAAUUUAAGGGAGUUCUUCCUGAACCCAAACUGUGCUAUGGAAAUGCUUCACAAUGUUAACCUUGCAAUGGCUUUGCUGACAGAUGGAGGUCUUCUAGAUUUUCCUGUGAAUGCUGAAGAUAUUGUGAACAGAGAUAUGAAGACUACAUUGCAGGUUUUGUACUGCUUGUAUUCCAAAUACAAGACCAAAGAAACAUGAAGAGUGAGACCAAGAACUAGAUUUUCUUGCUAGUGUAUGCUGGGUUUAAUUUUCAGUCCCUAGCUAUAUGUUUGCCACUUUGCACAUGUGCACACCUUGUAUGACACUUGUUGCAUUAAUAUGCUUUGAAAAGUGUGUAUGCAUGCAAAGUUACAGUUAUAUAACUUGUGCUAUCUAUAAUAUAAAUGUGUGUG